UGAGAAACAAGAUGGCGGCCGCCUGUGUUGCGGCACGAGUUUGCGAAACACCGGGUUGUAACAGCGAAGCUAAGCUUCAGUGCCCGACCUGUAUAAAACUAGGGAUUCCAGGGUCCUUUUUCUGUUCCCAGGAUUGUUUCAAAGGGUCGUGGUCUGAACACAAGAAGCUUCACAAGAAAAAUAAAGAGAAUGAUGAGCAGAACAAAGGAGGUUUCAACCCUUGGCCCGGGUUUCACUUCACUGGGACUCUGCGGCCCUUCUCUGUGACCCCCAAAAGACAGGUCCCGGACACAAUCAGACGUCCGGACUAUGCUGACCACCCAGAAGGCGUCCCACUGACUGAGCGCCAACUCCGAGGAACGACCAACAUAAAGAUGCUGGAUGACGAGGAGAAGGAGGGAAUGGCUGUUGCCUGCAGGCUUGGCCGUGAAGUCUUGGACGAAGCAGCAAAAGCAGUAGAAGUCGGCGUCACAACAGAUGAGAUAGAUCUGAUAGCACAUGAGGCGUGUAUAGACAGAGAGUGCUACCCGUCUCCCCUCAACUAUUACGGCUUCCCAAAGUCAUGUUGCACGUCGGUCAAUGAAGUUAUCUGUCAUGGAAUUCCAGAUUUGCGUCCUCUACAAGAUGGGGACAUAAUGAACAUUGACAUCACUGUUUGUCAUGGUGGUUACCAUGGGGAUCUGAAUGAGACAUUUUUUGUGGGAGAAGUUGAUGAAAAGAGCAAGAAAUUGGUGAAAACAACGCAUGAGUGUCUCCAGCAUGCAAUAGAGGAAGUGAAGCCUGGCGUCCGGUACCGGGAAAUAGGCAAUGUUAUACAGAAACACGCUCAAGCCCACGGCUACUCAGUCGUUAGAAGUUACUGUGGACAUGGAAUCCAUCAACUGUUCCACACUGCGCCCAGCGUUCCUCAUUAUGCAAAGAAUAAGGCUGUUGGUGUGAUGAAGCCGGGACACUGCUUUACUAUAGAGCCCAUGAUCUCAGAAGGAACAUGGAGGGAUGAAAUGUGGCCAGACAACUGGACUGCUGUGACACAAGAUGGCCGCCGGUCAGCACAGUUCGAACACACUCUGCUCGUCACAGAAACUGGCUGUGAUGUCCUGACCAGGAGGCUUGACAAGGAUGGACAACCUCAUUUCAUGGACAAGAUGUAAUGGCAGACUGGCUGCUGUUUUAUGGGAUGAUAGUGUGUGGAACUAUUUUAUUGUGGAGCAAUAUACACACCUUCAUGUGAUGUCAUGUAUCCUUGCACUGACCACAUCACCUGGCUGGAGAAGUCAUGUCUGUCAUUGAAGGUUGUCCAGGUGUAUAUUUGUUUGGGAUUUGGUUGAAAAGAGUAUCAAUUAUCGUGAAAGUGGAAACAAUUUUUCAUAAAUAAAGUAGCGAUUUUU
Haliotis rufescens (red abalone) is the source of this 1388-nucleotide messenger RNA. RefSeq names its product methionine aminopeptidase 1-like. The record is from RefSeq and is a predicted model, not a curated record. The transcript is spliced from 13 exons. Bases 12 to 1151 code for a protein of 379 amino acids. Lineage: Eukaryota; Metazoa; Mollusca; Gastropoda; Lepetellida; Haliotidae. Gene Ontology annotation, molecular function: metalloaminopeptidase activity. Gene Ontology annotation, biological process: proteolysis.